UAACACUUUUACGAAAACAACACAAUUCGUAAAUGAUUGUUGUUUUUUCUUUUGUUUCACCUCCAGACAUGCACUUCCUAGCUGACGUGUUAUCGGCGGUCUGUGUUCGUUGCAUUUCGGGGUGAAUAACAUCGAUAAGAAAUUAAAUGCAGCUGAGCUGACCGUUGAUAACAGAGUUGCAGCAGUUCGAUCCGUCCGCUUUACCAUUGUAUCAGUAGCGUGAGUGCACUGGCUUUGAGUGCUGGUGAUUAUUUACAUUUGGUUAAUAAUUAGUGGAUUUGUGUGUGAAAAUGGCCUAUACCAGUCAAGUGCUAGUACUUUUGAUAAACAUAGUUCUUUUGGUUGUGAUCAUACUAAGCCUACCGGUGUUAAUACCAAUUCUAGCAUUGUUUCAAGUGCAUCGACAAAUCGUAUCACAAUUGUUAGCCGUUAAGUAUGGCUCAUCAUUUCGCGGCCUGAUGGAAGGGUCGGAUGUCGUUUGGGCUGGGCAACAGCGAUCCUCCAAGUCGAUGGUAAAUGUGUUGCUUUUGUUUGCCAAGCCGGCACGUGCGUCAAACGGCUGCAGUUGGGAUUUACUCGAAAUAUUUCGCAACCGUUUGAAACGUCACCAAACGGCUGAAGCCUAUCAGAAGCUGUUUUGGGAAAGACGCUUUCAAUGGGGAUACUAUUUUUGGAAAGAACAAGAGCUUCCGCUGUGGGCCGAUCGUUACGUUAAAGAACUCGACACCGUUCCCGACCGGGGAUGCCUUUCGCGGAUGGAACUCUGUACACUAAUUGGCUCAAUCAGCAGCCGGGAUUGUAAUGGUACGAGUUGGGAGCUGCUCGUUGGAAGUCAACCAUUACGUCUUCACGACAGCAACACCGAGCAGCUGUACCCGGUCCUUUUCAGGUACCAUCAUUCAAUAGCGGAUGGGAUUGCGAUAUUUCGAUUGUUCUGUCAGGAUUUCCUCGACUACACGGUUACGUCGGAGCAGCACGUGUGGAAUCCAGAUGCAGCCAAUCAAGGCACCGCGCAGAGCCUCUUCACCUGGCGCAAUCUCUUCCUGAUGGCUGUUCAAAGUCCGAGAUUUUUGAUAAACGAGAUAUUGUUCAAACGCGAGCGCAACUCUUUGCACGGCGCGGAACCGAGUGAUGCUAAAUGCGUUUGCUGGGUUGAUGGAGAUAGUGAGCAAGCAAAUGGCUCACCGUCCGUAAUAAACGUAAUCAAGAACGUAAAGCAUUUGCUGAACGGUUGCAGCUUUACGGACGUCUUUCUGACAGCGUUUGCCAUGAGUCUUCGGACGUACUGCGCACGGAAGGGUGUGCCCAUUCCGCCAUCCGUCACAAUCGGGCUGAUGAGAAGGUUUCAGCGUGAAUCAAAAGUGAUACAGCUGCGUAAUCGUUCGACGGCUGUGUUUAAAACGUUGCCUGUAGCUGAUCUGCCGAUAGAUGCUUCCUCCUUUGCAACAACUGCCGAGAUGCUGUCGCAGUUAAAUGCUGUAAAAGGUCCCGACGACACAUCGCAGGCCAUCGCGGACGCUUUAUUAACACACCUGUGCGUGUCAUACCUUCCGGAGCUUCUUCCAGCGUCGAUUGUGCGUAUCUUAUUUGCCAGAAGCAAGUUUACAAUCGCAAUGUCUAACCUUCCUGCCUUCGAGGGUACUGUUUCGGUGGAAAAUUUCACCCUAAAGAAGGCAGCGUUUUGGGUACCAAAUAUCGAGAAGAAUUUGUUUGGAUUAACACUCAUGACAACCGAUGGUCGAUUGCAGAUAGGUGCAAUUGCUGAUCGAAGAAUAAUUUCCUGCGAGCAAGAAUUGGAUUGUUUGUUGAGCGAUACUGUACAGGAGUUGCGUCGUUUAGGUGAUACAUUGCAAAGAGGUUAAAUUGAAAAUAAAUUGAGAAUAAAAUCUCACUGUUUAAUAUAAUGGAAACUAAUGAAUAUAAGAAGAGAAUAUAAUAUGAGCCUUAUGUACGAAAGAAACAACACUCAGUAGAAGGACUAACUGCGCAAUUUUAAUAAUCUUGUAAUCGAUACUUUGUCCAUGCUCUCUACCUAACAUUGCUUCAGACGUUGGAACGUGACAGUUUGCAAUAUGGGUUAAUUUGUUCGCCCAGCAAUAGAUACCCAUUUUCAUGACAGUUCUUUGAAUUCGUCAUGAAUGCUGGAAAUAACAACUCACAUAACCCCGCGGUAACUUUAGCGGUACUACAACGAUUGAAACGAUUCCAUUUUGUCUCACAACGAAGAAAGAAAAAAAAAAUCAUUCUCAAUUGCUCCGUAUUCGUUUUAUUUGGAGUUGAUUUUCCACGUACAGCU
Molecule: messenger RNA, 2296 nt
Organism: Anopheles funestus (African malaria mosquito)
Lineage: Eukaryota; Metazoa; Arthropoda; Insecta; Diptera; Culicidae
Exons: 3
Coding region: 291-1862 (523 amino acids)
Biological process (GO): triglyceride biosynthetic process
Cellular component (GO): plasma membrane
Molecular function (GO): long-chain-alcohol O-fatty-acyltransferase activity; diacylglycerol O-acyltransferase activity
Source: RefSeq, a predicted model, not a curated record